This is a messenger RNA of Cryptotermes secundus, 1710 nucleotides long. RefSeq names its product microspherule protein 1 (gene Rcd5). Lineage: Eukaryota; Metazoa; Arthropoda; Insecta; Blattodea; Kalotermitidae. Gene Ontology annotation, biological process: positive regulation of transcription by RNA polymerase II. The transcript has 8 exons. Bases 64 to 1539 code for a protein of 491 amino acids. Gene Ontology annotation, molecular function: G-quadruplex RNA binding; protein binding. Gene Ontology annotation, cellular component: Ino80 complex; NSL complex; MLL1 complex. The record is from RefSeq and is a predicted model, not a curated record.
GUAGCUGAGCGACUGGCAGCUUCUCAUGAAGGACUCAGAUACCUGGAGUUAUACUACCCAUGGAUGGGCCUUGGUAAGUGCCUUGCCUUUCCUAAAUUGCAAGGUAGCACCUCCGAUGGUGUAUCUUGUUUAAUAGAUACAUUGCAAGUCUCUAGUUGGGUGGUCAUUCUGCUUGAACUUUGCAGUAGUUCUCGUUCUAUCAAACGUCGAAGAUUUGAUGAUGAGUUGGUGGAAUCGAGCCUUGGUACAUCAGGGAACCUUGCUUCCAAGAUGGCCCGAAAUCGCAUGCAGUCUACGGCUAGUCCGGGACUCAGUCAGUACACCACCACAUAUAGUUCACGUGUUCCUUCAACACCUAGUUCCAGCUGUGCUCCAGCAGAGCUUGGGUCAUCCAAUAGUGUUGUGACGUUGCCAUCAGUGAUGACUCCGCUGGCACUACCCGAAAACCGACAGCCACGACGCAGUGCUAACAAACCUUCUUCAUCUGGAGGGCGACGAAGCAGACGGCCUCGACACACCCACUCGGUAGCCACCAAAGAUCUUGGGCGAUGGAAGCCAACCGAUGACUUGGCACUCAUCACUGGCGUUCAGCAGACCAAUGACCUGCGGACAGUUCAUCGAGGCACCAAGUUUUCCUGCAGGUUUACGGUGCAAGAACUUCAGCAGCGAUGGUACGCUCUGCUGUACGAUCCAGCCGUAUCUCGUGUGGCUGUGGCUGCCAUGCGGAACCUUCACCCAGAACUCAUCGCAAAUGUGCAAAGCCGUGCACUCUAUUCCAAGGCCGAGGAGCAACUGCUUGGCACAAUAAAGUCGACAUCACAGCCAGGACUUGAAGUGUUUCAGAACCUCCUGGAACAGAACCCACACAUUUUAUACCCUUCACGCACUGCGAAGGCUUUGUUGACACACUGGCAACUCAUGAAGCAGUACCACUUACUGCCAGAUCAGACAGUUCAGUCUCUGCCACGAGGGGAGCACGUCCUCAACUUCUCAGAUGCGGAGGAACUCAUCAAUGAUACGGAGCUGACUGAGACACAAGAUGAGGUUUUGGAACAAGAGUUGGCUGUGGCAGACAGACACGCAAAGAAGGAGAUUCGACAUCUUGAAAAUGAGUUAGGCCGUUGGCAGGUUCUUGUUGAUUCUGUAACUGGCAUCAGCCCCCCUGAUUUUGACAAUCAAACACUGGCAGUGUUACGGGGAAGGUUGGUGAGAUAUCUCAUGAGAUCACGAGAGAUUACGGUUGGACGUUCAACCCAUGACCAUACCGUGGACGUCGACCUCUCAUUAGAGGGCCCUGCCUGGAAGGUGUCACGUCGGCAAGGGACCAUUCGCCUACGAAACAAUGGUGACUUUUUCCUGUCUAGUGAGGGAAAGAGAGCAAUCUAUGUUGAUGGACGUCCAAUUCUUGCUGGGAACAAAUACCGACUUAAUAACAACUCUGUUGUGGAGAUUGCAGGACUUCGCUUCAUAUUCCUGGUGAACCAGGAUUUGAUAAGCGUAAUUCGCCAUGAAGCUGCCAAGAUGAACCUCCAGCCUUGAAUAGUUUCUUGAGGUGAUGGCUGGACUUAAUGCUUCAGAUGUUGGCCUUACACCUAUGCCUCUUGAGGACUAGUUUCAUGUGAACUCACAUUUCUGAUAUCUUGACAGUUAUUAUCGUGGCUAAUAUAAUCUUCCAUGAGUAAAUAAAUUUCUUUGUUGGAGACAUAUGAA